Argentina anserina (silverweed cinquefoil) is the source of this 483-nucleotide messenger RNA. RefSeq lists its product as uncharacterized. NCBI's taxonomy places the organism in Eukaryota, Viridiplantae, Streptophyta, Magnoliopsida, Rosales, Rosaceae. The record is from RefSeq and is a predicted model, not a curated record. Bases 1 to 483 code for a protein of 160 amino acids. The transcript has a single exon.
AUGGCGACCUUCGAAGAUUUCGAGUUCGUGCAAUUCGAUCAAGACUCUGAUCUUGAAUCCCUCUGGGAAUUCAUCGACAUCUCCGACGCCGACUCCGCCACCGACCACUCCGACGUCACAAUCGCCACCACUCCAAUCGCUUCGCCAGCGACCGACCCGACCCGGGCCCAGACUCCCCGUCGCCAGACCCGUCUCGUCCGCGUCCUUGACCUUCCCUUCCAGACUCCUCUCCGAUGUGGCCUUGACGACAACGUCGAUGACGUCAGCGGUGAGGAGGAGGAGGAGGAGGAGGAGGACGGGUACGGGCUGGACGACGAGCUGGUGCCGUGGUCGGUGAGCGAGAAGCUUGGGAGGGAGAGGAUGAGGAAACUGGGGAAGAGGACAUUUGCGAAGAUGCAGAGCUCCAAGAGGUCGUCGUUAUUGGUUGUCAGGCCCGGCUGCGUUCGCGGCAAGCAUGGCUUGGGCUUGAAGCACAUUUACUAG